Messenger RNA from Dicentrarchus labrax (European seabass), 1360 nucleotides. RefSeq names its product cyclin H (gene ccnh). The transcript has 10 exons. Gene Ontology annotation, cellular component: nucleus; transcription factor TFIIK complex. Lineage: Eukaryota; Metazoa; Chordata; Actinopteri; Moronidae. Gene Ontology annotation, molecular function: cyclin-dependent protein serine/threonine kinase regulator activity. Gene Ontology annotation, biological process: regulation of cyclin-dependent protein serine/threonine kinase activity; regulation of transcription by RNA polymerase II; DNA-templated transcription. Bases 187 to 1146 code for a protein of 319 amino acids. The record is from RefSeq and is a predicted model, not a curated record.
CGCGUGGCGACGCGCAUCAGUCGCGUUAUUGCUGGUGUUCGUGUUUUUAUACGAGACGUCUCGAAGUUUUUCCGCGGAACCAAAGAGGCAGUUUGACAGACAGCGUCCCCCCUGCAGCGUCCCCCCUGCAGCGUCCCCCGGGUUGGAACGGACUGUCGUUUAUUGAGACACACAGAAAAAGCAGCCAUGUUCCACAACAGCUCGCAGAGGAAGUACUGGAUCUUCAGCAGUGAAGACGAAGUGGAGCAGAUGAGAUACAAGGCCAAUCAGAAAUUCCGGAACAAGAUAGCAGAAAGCGGGAAGCCCGGGGUGAGUGAGUCCACCUUCCUGGAGCGUCAUGAGGAAGAUGUCUUAUUCAGACACUAUGAGAGGAGACUGCUGGACUUCUGCAACGCCUUCAAGCCUGUGAUGCCCAAGUCCGUGGUGGGUACAGCCAUCAUGUACUUCAGAAGGUUCUACCUGAGCAACUCCAUCAUGGAGUACCACCCCAGGAUUAUCAUGCUGACGUGUGCGUACCUGUCCUGUAAAGUGGACGAGUUCAACGUGUCCAGCACCCAGUUUGUGGGCAACCUUCUGCAGGAGAGCCCAGCAGGGCAGGAGAGGGUUCUGGAGCAGAUCCUGGAGUAUGAGCUGCUGCUUAUCCAACAACUCAACUUUCACCUGGUGGUCCACAACCCCUACAGACCCAUGGAGGGCCUGCUCAUCGACCUCAAGACAAGAUACCCUACGCUGGAGAACCCAGAGUCACUGAGGAAGAGCGCUGACGACUUUCUGACACAGGCGGCCAUGACAGACGCAGGACUGCUGUUUCCUCCCUCUCAGAUCGCUCUGACAGCUAUUCUCAACAGCGCAUCAAGAGCCAGCCUCAGCAUGGAGAGCUACCUGACUGAAUGUUUGGGGCUGAAAGGGGACAAAGAGACUCUCUCGAAGAUGUAUGACUCAAUGAGACGGAUGAAAACCCUCCUAAAGAAGUAUGAACUCCCCAAAGCGGAGGAGGUGAACGUUUACAAACAGAAGUUGGAGAGGAUUCAUGCUGAAUUUUCCACUUCAAGCAACAAACGAAAGAGAGGAUAUGAAGAAGAUGGUCACGUAGCAAAAGAACCACGCAUAACAGAAGAGGAAUGGACUGAUGAAGACCUGGUAUGAGCAUUUGCCCCCAAAUGAUUUUUGAUUCAAACAGAGUUUUAAGAUAUACUACUUAAUUACAAUGUUGAGCCAUCAAAGUUAAAUGACCAAGCCUUUACAGAAGCGGCAAAGACAGUUUGCAUAAAUGUACAUGUCAUAUUUACUUUUCUACAAGAUGUUGUAGUAACUUGGGUUUGCCUUUGUUCUGCAGUAAGAAUAAAGAUAUUUUUCUACA